Populus trichocarpa (black cottonwood) is the source of this 564-nucleotide messenger RNA. RefSeq names its product histone H4. The transcript has a single exon. Gene Ontology annotation, molecular function: protein heterodimerization activity; structural constituent of chromatin; DNA binding. Lineage: Eukaryota; Viridiplantae; Streptophyta; Magnoliopsida; Malpighiales; Salicaceae. Bases 139 to 450 code for a protein of 103 amino acids. The record is from RefSeq and is a predicted model, not a curated record. Gene Ontology annotation, cellular component: nucleosome. Gene Ontology annotation, biological process: nucleosome assembly.
CAAUCUGAAAAGUUGAAAAAACCCCGCUCUGCCCACUAUAUAUACCCAACAAAUCUCACUGCGUUCACCAAAAGUGGAAGUCUCUCCCUUUGGUUUCCGAGAAAAACUUUAAAUUCUCCAAGAAAGCUUGCGUGGAAGAUGUCUGGGAGAGGAAAAGGAGGAAAAGGGCUAGGAAAGGGAGGUGCAAAGAGGCACAGGAAGGUGUUGAGAGAUAACAUUCAAGGAAUUACGAAGCCAGCAAUUAGAAGGCUAGCAAGAAGAGGCGGUGUGAAGAGAAUUAGCGGGCUCAUUUAUGAAGAAACAAGAGGAGUCUUGAAGAUCUUUCUUGAGAACGUGAUUCGCGAUGCUGUUACUUAUACAGAGCAUGCUAGGAGAAAGACUGUGACUGCCAUGGAUGUUGUCUAUGCUCUAAAGAGGCAAGGUCGUACUUUGUAUGGGUUUGGGGGUUAGGUUUUUUUGUGUCUUUUGUUCAGUUUGUAUGGGUUUAUUUUGCCAAGAAAUCUAUAUCUUCUGUGAGCUGUAGCUGAAAAUUUGAAUCUAUAAUGGAAGGAUUUCGUCAAUUCA